Molecule: messenger RNA, 2542 nt
Organism: Stegastes partitus (bicolor damselfish)
Lineage: Eukaryota; Metazoa; Chordata; Actinopteri; Pomacentridae
Gene: slc37a4b
Product: solute carrier family 37 member 4b
Exons: 10
Coding region: 410-1762 (450 amino acids)
Biological process (GO): glucose-6-phosphate transport; phosphate ion transmembrane transport
Cellular component (GO): endoplasmic reticulum membrane
Molecular function (GO): glucose 6-phosphate:phosphate antiporter activity
Source: RefSeq, a predicted model, not a curated record
GUGUGUGUGUGUGCGCGCCACGGUGGCUGUGACCCCCUUCCCCGUCUCUCACGGGGACGCGCCCAUAGAGCUGCAGAUGCGUGAACGCGCCUCGUCCUGUAGCAUGGAUGCGAUCAGCGGAGGGACGAUGGAAGGUCGGUGUGAGGUUUCCUCCCUCUGCCCUCAGUUCUAGGAUCAGCAGCCUCACAGCGAGCCGGGCCUCCAGCCUGCAGGACGUUUGCUCCAAACACUGCUUCCAUGGACAGAACCUCCCCCGCCGGGCCGUGCUGCAUCUUCUGUCAUCCCUCCCACUGCAGACAACUUGCCUGAUGAUGCCCACUUCUGACUGGCUGUAAUCUAGAGGCCAGAGGACCCAGACACGAGACCCCGCUGAACAUAGAAAUCAGUUUUUGUUGGAUCACCUGCGACCAUGGCGGCGGCAGGCUACGGCUACUACCGCGUGGUCAUCUUCAUCUGCAUGUUCAUCGGCUACUCGCUGUACUUCUUCAACAGGAAGACCUUCUCCUUCGUCAUGCCCUCUGUGAUGGAGGAGGUGGAGCUGGACAAAGAUGACUUGGGUCUGAUCACCAGCAGCCAGACCAUGGCCUACGCCAUCAGUAAGUUCAUCAGCGGCGUGCUGUCCGAUCAGAUCAGCGCCCGCUGGCUCUUCUCCAUCGGCCUCUUCGUGGUCGGAGGCAUCAACGUGGUCUUCUCCUGGUGCUCCACUGUGUCCAUGUUCUCUCUGCUCUGGUUCAUCAACGGUCUGGGACAAGGCUGUGGCUGGCCCCCCUGUGGGAAGGUGCUGCGCAAGUGGUACGAGCCCUCCCAGUUUGGGACAUGGUGGUCUGUGCUGUCCUGCAGCAUGAACCUGGCUGGGAGUCUGGGCCCGAUCCUGGUCACGGUGCUGCUGCAGUACUACGACUGGAGGACCAUCCUGACCAUGUCGGGCGUGUUCUGUGCUGCCUUCUCCUUUGUUUGUUUGGUGUUUGUGAAGAAUGAGCCGACGGAUGUGGGUCUGCCCAGCGUCGAGGCAGCAGCCAAGAAAGGGGUGAAGAAAGGUAACGGUGAGAGCACCCUGAGCGAGUUCCUCCUCUCUCCCUUCCUGUGGGUGCUGUCUCUGGGGUACUUGGUGGUGUUCGGAGUGAAGACGGCAGCCACCGACUGGGGACAGCUGUUCCUCAUGCAGGAGAAAGGCCAGACCGUUCUCAUGGGCAGUACCUACAUGAGUGCCUUGGAGGUGGGAGGUUUUGUGGGCAGCCUUGCAGCAGGCUUCAUCUCAGACAGAGCUGUAGCUCGGCAAGGCCUGGGCACCCACGGUAACCCUCGCCAUGGCCUGCUCAUUGCCAUGAUGGCUGGCAUGUAUGUGUCCAUGUACCUCUUCAGAGUGACCAUCACCCCUGAGGUCCCCCAGGAGGCUCCUCUUUGGGUCCAAGUCAUUCAUCCUGUGUCUGUCCUCAUCGGGGUGUCAGAGAAAGAGAUUUGGAUCCUGCUCCUCGGCGCUGCGUUUGGAUUUUCUUCUUACGGACCAAUUGCCUUGUUUGGGGUGAUAGCCAGUGAAAGUGCUCCUUCAAACUUCUGUGGAACUUCUCAUGCUGUUGUAGCUCUGAUGGCUAACGUGGGGGCCUUCAUGGCGGGGCUUCCCUUCAGCACCAUUGCCAAGCAGCACAGCUGGGACAUGGCCUUCUGGGUGGCCGAGGUGGUCAUGGCCGUCGCUACUGUCGGGUUCUUCCUGGUGCGGAACAUGCGCACCAAAAUGGGACGGAUUGCUGAGAAAACGGACUAAAGUGUCUUGUAGAAACGAGCCCGGUGUCGGUGUCCUGCUGGUGACUCAACAGAUGGUGUUCUUGCACUUUUGAUGGCUGAAUACUGCACAUUAUUACAACUCCAGUUCGACCAAACACAACGACAAACGGACUAAUAGGAGGACAUGUAGACACUCAGGGUGGGUAAAUCAUCUUAAAUUCACAGUCAGUUAACCACACACAGCUUUAGUCUUCACAUGCAGUCACAUUUCGUUGCUCUAUGACGACUGUAUACACAAACAUGAAGGUCUUUAAGUCUGUAGGAGGAUUUUCUCGUGUCCGUGCUGCUCGUUGCAUCCUCACUUCUGUUGAACUUAAUGAAUGUUUACUGAACAGUCUGUAUUUUCUAGGAUCCUUGUCUAUUAGCACAAACGUGUUAGCAUGUUCCAGCAUUCUUGUCACUAAUACCUCAAGUAUUUUUAAAAUCCUGUAAGGCGCAUUGUUUCGUGAUUAGAGAAUGUGCUAUUUUUCUACACACUCGGAUGCUAAAUGAUACAGAAUAAUGGUUUCGUGCAUUCUUCGUAGGCCUUUCUGAUCCCACAUGUUUCUAUUGACUGACUGAUUAAACAGCAGCUGAUAAUGUCGCUGCCACUGUAGUUGUGAAAAGCACUUCCAGCAGCAGAUUGUUCUCUGACACGUCUGUCAUCUGUCAGCUCUGACGUUAAGGAGUCUGCAGUAGCCUGUACCAUUUGGGUACAUCUGUGUCUUACUGGACUUGUACAAUGGACUCUCCAGAAUCUAAUAAAUCUGAAUCUACUGAG